Molecule: messenger RNA, 425 nt
Organism: Maniola jurtina (meadow brown)
Lineage: Eukaryota; Metazoa; Arthropoda; Insecta; Lepidoptera; Nymphalidae
Gene: RpL29
Product: 60S ribosomal protein L29-like
Exons: 4
Coding region: 166-387 (73 amino acids)
Biological process (GO): cytoplasmic translation
Cellular component (GO): cytosolic large ribosomal subunit; ribosome
Molecular function (GO): structural constituent of ribosome
Source: RefSeq, a predicted model, not a curated record
CGCUUACAUUAGAUUUUUUUUAUGUCGUUUUCAAUUUUCAUGUUUAUGUCAUUAGUAUUUGACAAGUUCUUCUUUCUCUUUUCUAUGCAAUAGCGCUCCGCUUUAAUCUGUCUCUUUCUUUACUGUUUAUUUUUCUGUGUGGAUUAGAAGUGCACCUUUGAUAAAAUGGCAAAGUCAAAGAACCAUACAAAUCAUAACCAAAACCGCAAGGCUCAUAGAAAUGGAAUUAAAAAGCCCACGAAGACGAGGCACGAAUCAACUCUAGGUAUGGACCCUAAAUUCUUAAGGAAUCAAAAGUUCUCCAAAAAGGGUAACCUGAAGCCUGCCCAACAGCUAGAGCGUGCUGCCGAGAGAAAAGCAACAAGAGAAGCCAAGGCUAAGAAAUGAAGGGUUUUAAUUAUAAGCAAUAAAAUUUAAAAAUACAA